UACCUCACAGGCCUACAGUCUCCAAGAUGUGGAUCUCCCUGUCCCUGAUCUCAAUCCUCUUCACUGUCCAUUUCACCGUGUGUGACACUCGAAGCAAUGGGAUAUUUGAGCCAUACGAUCUGCUUUUUGAUAAUGCGGUGGAGGCGUAUUAUAAGCAGGACUGGCUGGCUGUGAUCCUGAACAUGGAAAGAGCUUUGCGGAAUAAAGCAGCGCUGCGUAAAAUCCAGACGCACUGCCGCUUAUCCUGCGCGAAUCACACCGCUUUCGGGGACCCUUUCUCAGGUGUGGGUGUCCCGAUCCCAGGAACCGGGGCCGUGGAGGAUUUAGCGUUUUUCCAGAGGAUUCUCAAACGGGCCGAUUGUGUGAAUGCAUGUGAAAGCGAGAAACUGGGACCACCGACACUUCAUAAAGUUAGUGAGGCUAUAGAGCUGGAGUUCAAGAAAAGGACGCCUUACAAUUACCUGCAAGUGGCUUACUUUAAGAUAAACAAGCUUGACAAGGCAGUGGCAGCAGCAAAUACAUUUUUCAUGGCAAACCCCGACCACACAGAGAUGAAACAGAAUUUAGAGUACUACGGGAUGAUGGCUGGGGUGCAAGAGACAGAUUUCAAGGACCUGGAGGAGAGACCGCACAUGGCUGAAUUUUUAGAGGGCAAGAUUCAUUACAGUGCAGAACAUUUUGCCCCAGCCAUCGAGCACUUUGAGGCCGCUGUCGAAGAAUAUUUCACCGCUUAUGAAGAAUGCAGAGUUCUCUGCGAGGGAUCGUUCAAUUAUGACGGUUACAACUACAUGGAGUACAACGCCGAUCUCUUCCAGUCUAUGACAGAUCAUUACCUUCAUGCUCUGAACUGCAAACAGAACUGCGCUGUGGAUCUGGCAUCCACCGCUGGAAGAGAGAAGCCUUUUGAAGAUUUCCUCCCAUCGCAUUUUAACUACCUUCAGUUCUCAUAUUAUAAUAGUGAGAAAUACGAGCAGGCCAUUGAGUGUGCUAAAACAUACCUACUCUUCCACCCUGAGGAUGCAGUCAUGGCUCAGAACCUAGCAUACUACUCCGCUGUUCUGGGAGAAGACAAAUCCAUUAACAUAACAGCCAGAGAGGUUGUUAUGCAGCAUAUUAAGAGGUCUUUGCUGGAAAAAGAGCUUCUUUACUUUGGCUAUGAGAUGUUUGGUAAAACUUUUGUUGAUCCAGACACAUGGACCCCUGAGGACAUCAUGCCCAAGAAACUAAGAGACAAACAAAAGGCAGACAAAGAAACAGCCGCGAGGAUUACAGAGGAGAUCAGUAACCUGAUGAAGGAGAUCGAGACGCUUGUGGAAGUAAAGAGUAAAGAAUCAUCAGACCUGGCCAUGUUUGUGAAAGACGAUAUCAAUCCAGCCUCUACUCCAGAAACUGCCAACAAACGUCUGUUUGAUGACAUAGCAAUAACCUUGACAUCCUCAGCCCUGAACGGUUCACAGAGGGUCGUCCUGGAUGGCGUAACCACAUCCGAUGAGUGUCAGGAACUUCAUCGCCUCUCUAGUGCAGAAGCUAUUCAAGGUGGUUUUAAAGCAACUCUCUCCCCUCAUUCAGUGAGUGAGAUGUUUCAGGAUAUUACGCUUCUCAAAGCCCUGCAGGAGGGUCUGGUUCCCUUGAUGAGUGCACGAUUGUUUUCUGAUCUCAGUGAGAAGAUUCGUAAGGUUCUGGAAUCCUACUUUGGUCUGGAAUCACCCCUAUAUAUCUCCAGCUCAAACCUGAUCUGCCGAUCUGCCAUCGAGAAACAGGAAGAGCGCACAGACUGUCUGCUUAUCUCAGAGCUCAACAGCUGUAUCAAAGAGGUGUCAGCAUACAGCGAUCAAGGCUACAGUGCCAUUUUGUACCUCAAUGACGACUUUGAAGGGGGAGAUUUUAUCUUCACUGAAUCGGAUGCCAAAAGCGUCUCUGCAGUGGUGAAGCCUCAGUGUGGUAGAGUCGUGGGAUUCAGAGCUGGACCGGAGAACCUUCAUGGAGUGACCGCAGUAACCAAAGGCCAGAGGUGUGCUGUAGUGCUUCGGUUCACUCUGGAUCCUCAUCACAAUGAGAAGGAGCGUUUAGAAGUUGAAGAACUUCUGAAAAAGCUUUCCAGCCCAGUUGAAGCUGAUGUCCAGAAAACAGAAAUGGACAGUAACACGAAACCCUCUGAACAUGAAGGAACAAUUUCUGCUAAAACAACAGAAAAAGAAACCGUAAAGACAAGCACAUCUACAGAACAACCCAGCCAAGCUACUGGGGAUAACAAAACUAACAGCAAAGUGGUGAAGAAAAGUGAAAAACCAAAAGCCAAAGCAUCUAAAAAGAAAACAAAAACCCAAACAAAAGCUAAAGCAGACAAAACAAAAAGCAAAGUGUCAGACAAAACAAAAACCACUACAGCAGAGAAAAAGACAUCAAAAACAGCUAAUAAGACAAAACCUGUAACGUCAGAUGAAAAGAAGAAAACUGGCAAAGCAACUGUUAAAAAUACUGCAAAGCCAAAGAGCACAGAACCUAAAGACUCUACAGCUGAAAACCACAAGGAUGAGUUAUGAGCCUCAUGCAGAAAAGAUUCUGUGUUUGAUUCUGAGUUUUUCUUUUGUUUUUUAAUCAUUGAUAGAGGAAUACUGAUGGGUUUGUGCUUUUGUACAUUUUUUUAAAGACUCAUGAAUUCGAAACCAUAUCACAGGAGUGCAGACUUGACAAUCAAGUUUACUGUUGUAUUUUCUGUUUUACCUGAAUUAUAAUUAAAUAUUUUCUCGUCUCAGGAACCAAAAUACAGCAGUAACAUUUCAUACUCCUUGAAAGACUAUGGCAGCUUUCAGAGAUUACAUUUGCCACUUUUCAUUCCCACAAUAGUUACUGAAUAAAUGCAACAUCUUUUUAAAUUAUAACAGUGCAGUACAUUUUUAUUGAGUGGUUCAAAAUUCACAGGCACGAUGCUGAGAUGUUGUGGGAUGCCAUGGUGUUCAAAAGGUUCCUAGGAUAUUGCUCUUGUCCCUUCUUAAAUGUAAUUCUUUGUUUUUUCCCCCACCCAUUUAUUCAUCUGCCAGGCAAAAACAAUGUAAGACAAGAACUAAAAACACUCCUGUUGUCAGCAAACCACAUUGAUGUAUCAUUCAUGUCCAAAGCACAAGUAGAGCAGCAAAAACCA
Molecule: messenger RNA, 3142 nt
Organism: Sinocyclocheilus anshuiensis
Lineage: Eukaryota; Metazoa; Chordata; Actinopteri; Cypriniformes; Cyprinidae
Gene: p3h1
Product: prolyl 3-hydroxylase 1
Exons: 15
Coding region: 27-2543 (838 amino acids)
Biological process (GO): collagen metabolic process
Cellular component (GO): endoplasmic reticulum
Molecular function (GO): iron ion binding; L-ascorbic acid binding; protein binding
Source: RefSeq, a predicted model, not a curated record